Cariama cristata (Red-legged seriema) is the source of this 1926-nucleotide messenger RNA. RefSeq names its product protein tyrosine kinase 2 beta (gene PTK2B). Gene Ontology annotation, cellular component: focal adhesion; dendritic spine. The coding region runs from base 1 to 1926 and encodes 641 amino acids. NCBI's taxonomy places the organism in Eukaryota, Metazoa, Chordata, Aves, Cariamiformes, Cariamidae. The transcript has 15 exons. Gene Ontology annotation, biological process: signal complex assembly; protein phosphorylation. The record is from RefSeq and is a predicted model, not a curated record. Gene Ontology annotation, molecular function: protein tyrosine kinase activity; ATP binding.
AUGGGGCAGGACCUGUGGGUCCUUGCCGAGGGCAUGAUGGAGAGGGUUGGUACCCGGGGAUCACCAACAUCUCCCGCUGAGCGUGGGGGCUCUGCCCACGGGAUGGGCAGGGGUACAGGCACUUCCCGCCCGCGGGCGCUGCCACCUCUGCCCUGCUCCCCUGUCCCUCAAGUCCAGCACUACGGGAUCUCCCGGGAGGACAUCACCUUGGGCAGGAUCCUCGGGGAAGGCUUCUUUGGAGAGGUCUACGAGGGGAUCUACACCACCCCGAAAGGGGAGCGGGUCAACGUGGCGGUGAAGACCUGCAAGAAGGACUGCAGCCCGGAGAACAAGGACAAGUUCCUGAGCGAAGCNGUGCUGAUGAAGAAGCUGGACCACCCCCAUAUCGUGAAGCUCAUCGGCAUCGCGGAAGAGGAACCCACCUGGAUCAUCAUGGAGCUCUAUCCCUAUGGAGAGCUGGGGCAAUACCUGGAGCAGAACAAGCACUGCCUCCCCGUGCCCACGCUCAUCCUCUACGCGCUGCAGAUCAGCAAAGCCCUCGCCUACCUGGAGGCCAUCAACUGUGUGCACAGGGAUAUUGCCGUGAGGAACAUCCUGGUGGCCUCCCCAGAGUGCGUGAAGCUGGGCGACUUCGGGCUCUCCAGGUACAUUGAGGACGAGGAGUACUAUAAAGGUAAGAGUCCCCAAAAACCCGAGCGAGGGGCUGGUCCCCCAGCUCUAGCAUGGGUUGAGGUUGCUCCUGUCGCUCCCGCAGCCGUGUGCAUGUGGGAGAUCCUGAGCUACGGCAAGCAGCCCUUCUUCUGGCUGGAGAACAAGGACGUGAUCGGGGUGCUGGAGAGGGGCGACCGCCUGCCCAAGCCCGACCUCUGCCCACCCAUCCUCUACACCCUCAUGACGCGCUGCUGGGACUACGACCCCAGCGAAAGGCCCAAGUUCAAGGACUUGGUUUGCAGCUUGAGUGACAUUUACCUGAUGGAGAAGGAGUUGGCCAAGGAGCAGGAGAGGAACAAUCGCCACCGGCCUCCCAAAAUCAUGGAGCCGCCAUCCUUCCAGGAGCCACCUCCGAAGCCCAGCAGACCCAGGUACAAGCCACCACCCCAGAGCAACCUCCUGGCUCCCAAGCUGCAGUUCCAGGAGGAAGAUUUCCUCCGUCCCAGCAGCAGGGAGGAGGCACAGAAGCUCUGGGAGAUCGAGAGGCUGAAGAUGCGGCAGGGCUCUGGCUCCUGUGCCGAAAUCGGGGAGGAAGAUUUCCUCCGUCCCAGCAGCAGGGAGGAGGCACAGAAGCUCUGGGAGAUCGAGAGGCUGAAGAUGCGGCAGGGGCGGGGGCAGGCUUCUCCCCCUUUGCAGGACCCGACGGUGUUCAUGAACAGCAACGCUCCCCCGCUGCUCCCGGAGAAGGAGACGGAUUACAGUGAGUGCCCACAGCUGCCCGGGGUGCGGGGCUGCCUGCGGCCCCCACCCAGAAGCACCCGCUUUGGGGAUCAGUCCAUCCACCCGGCCCCCACCGCCAACCUGGACCGCACCGAUGACACGGUGUACAGCAACGUCAUGGACCUGGUGCGGGCCGUGCUGCAGCUGAAGAAUGAGAUCAGCCUCCUGCCCCCGGAGGGGUACAUCCUCGUGGUGAAGAACGUGGGCCUGUCCCUGCGGAAGCUGAUCGGCAGCGUCGACGAGAUCCUGCCUGUCCUGCCCGCUGCCUCCCGCACCGAGAUCGAGGGGACCCAGAAGCUGCUCAACAAGGACUUGGCCGAUCUCAUCAACAAGAUGCGCCUGGCGCAGCAGAACGCCGUCACCUCGCUGAGCGAGGAGUGCAAGCGGCAGAUGCUGACGGCCUCCCACACCCUGGCCGUGGAUGCCAAGAACCUCCUGGAUGCCGUGGACCAAGCCAAGGUCCAGGCCAACCUGGUGAAGCUGUGCUUGGAGUGA